Molecule: messenger RNA, 5252 nt
Organism: Theobroma umbraticum
Lineage: Eukaryota; Viridiplantae; Streptophyta; Magnoliopsida; Malvales; Malvaceae
Source: RefSeq, a predicted model, not a curated record
GAGAGCUAAUGAGAAGGCUGAAUGCAGAAGAUUAGCACCCAGGACAUGUCGACAAUGGCAGCAUAGCUAUUCGAAUUUCAUGUUAUGAUUUUAUCUGGGAUGAAACAAGUUAAUAUUCCAUAUUGACCCAAGCAUGACAAAGUCUCAGCUUUUACAUCUUUCAUCGGGUUAAUCACUGCGACUAAGCAAAGAAAAAGUCUUUAACACCCAAAGCAAGCAUCAAUCCGAAAGGAAAAUUUUUCUUCAGAUUCCAUUUCACCUCAAUCUGGAUUCACCAUGUUUGCCAAACGCUUGCUUCAGAAAGCGGUCCACCAUUCUGAGCAAAAUGUGCAGCAUGAGAAUUUGAAAUCAGAAGACUUGGAUUUGCGAGUUGCUAUCCACUAUGGGAUCCCAUCUACUGCGUCACUCCUUGCUUUUGAUCCUAUUCAGCGGCUCUUGGCUAUCGGGACUUUGGAUGGCCGGAUUAAAGUUAUUGGUGGUGAUGGAAUUGAGGCACUUUUCAUAUCUCCGAAGCAAUUGCCUUACAAGUAUUUGGAGUUCAUACAAAACCAGGGUUUCUUAAUCAGCAUCUCCAAUGACAAUGAUAUUCAGGUUUGGAAUCUGGAGAGCAGGUGUCUGGCAUGUUGUUUACAGUGGGAAUUCAACAUUACUGCCUUCUCUUUCAUCAGUGGUUCACACUUCAUGUACAUUGGAGAUGAGUAUGGUUUGAUGUCAGUGAUUAAGUAUGAUGCUGAAGAUGGAAAUCUUUUGCAGUUGCCCUAUUAUAUAUCAGCAAAUUCUUUAAGUGAAGCAGCUGGGUUUUCAUUUCCUGAUGACCAACCUGUUGUUGGGAUUCUUCCUCAACCCCAUUCUUCUGGGAAUAGAGUCAUAAUUGCAUAUGCAAAUGGUUUGAUAAUUCUUUGGGAUGUUUCUGAAGCUCAAAUUCUUUUUAUUGGAGGUGGAAAGGAUCUUCAGUUAAAGGAUGCGGUGGAGUCUGAUGUUCAAGAUGAUACAUUUGAGCAUCAUCUACAAGAAAAGGAGAUAAGUGCUAUUUGUUGGGCAUCUUCUGAUGGAACCAUUCUUGCAGUGGGAUACAUAGAUGGGGAUAUCUUGUUCUGGAAUACAUCAACUAUUGCCUCUUCUAAAGGUGAACGAAAUGGACAAAACAAAAAUGUUGUUAAGCUGCAAUUGUCAUCUGCUGAGAGGAGACUUCCUGUGAUUGUCUUACAAUGGUCCUCAAACAAUGGAUCCCGCAAUGAUUGUAAUGGCCAACUUUUUAUCUAUGGUGGUGAUGAAAUAGGAUCUGAAGAAGUUCUAACGGUUUUGAGUCUUGAAUGGUCAUCUGGGAUGGAGACUGUUAGAUGUGUUGGUCGUGUGGACCUUACCCUCACUGGCUCUUUUGCUGACAUGAUUUUGUUGCCAACUGCUGGGGCAACAGUGGGCAAUCACAAAGCUGAUCUUUUUGUGUUGACAAACCCUGGACAACUGCAUCUUUAUGAUGGUACGAUCUUGUCUACCUUGUUAUCUCAGCAUAAGAGGAAGCAAUUUUCCUGUCCAGCAGAAUUUCCCAUGGUAAUACCUACAGCUGACCCAUCAAUGACUGUGGCAAAGUUCAGCGUGCUACCCAAAGGUGGAAACUCAUCAAAAGGUCUGUCAGAGCUUGCAUCAAUGAUGAAACCAGGCUCAACACCAACCCCAGCUGCUGGCAUAAAGUGGCCCUUGACAGGGGGUGUACCCACACAACUAUCUGUUGCCAAAGAUAACAGUAUCAAACAAGUGUACAUAGCAGGUUACCAGGAUGGAUCUGUUCGGAUAUGGGAUGCGUCAUACCCUGUCCUGACACUUAUCUCUGUUUUAGGAGAAGUGCAAGGUACAAAUGUGGCUGGUUUAAGUGCUCCAGUGACCACCCUGAACUUCUGUUGGCUCACUUUAAGUUUGGCUGUUGGAAAUGAAUGUGGCGUGGUUCGCAUUUAUAACCUCAAUGGCAGCUCAGGUAAAACAAGCUUUCACUAUGUCACUGAGACAAAAUGUGAAGUUCAGAGUUUGCCUCAAGGACAAGGACCUAAGUGUAUAGCUGUAUUUUCCCUUCUUAAUUCACCAGUUCGAGCCAUGCAGUUUGUUAAUUGUGGAGCCAAGCUUGCUGUUGGAUUUGAAUUUAGUCAUGUCGCUGUACUUGAUGUGAGUUCAUCAUCAGUUUUGUUUGUUACUGACUGUGUAUCUAGUCCGUCAUCUCCAAUCAUUUCAGUGUCUUGGUUAGAGUUUAAAAAUGCUCAUAGCCUUGUAAAAAGCUCGAAGCAUUCAGAAACAGAAGCUGCAGUCAAAUCUGGAGAGGAAAUAAUAUUUAUCUUAACCAAGGAUGCAAAAAUUAUCUCUGUUGAUGGUGGUAAUGGUGCGAUGAUACGCCCUCAUCCAUGGCACUUGAAAAAAGAAGAAACUGCACUUUCCAUGUACAUUAUAGGGAGCAAUUUUUCUGUAUCUGAAUUAAACUGUGAAAAGCAGCUGGAGGAAUCCAGCAAGGAUACCACUGACAAGGGUGAGCCUAGGCUUAACGCUUCUUCAACUGGGACUGAACAUCUCCCCUCUUCAGAAACUGCAUCCUCUCAGGAACACUCAUUUGAUGCACAUCUUUUGCUUUGUUGUGAAAAAUCAUUGUGCUUGUACUCCAUGAAGUCUGUGAUUCAGGGGAAGGCUAAAACCAUUCUUAAAGUAAAACAUGCAAAACCUUGCUGUUGGACAACCACUUUUAAGAAAGAUGAAAGAAUUUGUGGACUGGUCUUGCUGUUUCAAACAGGGGAUAUGGAGAUCAGAUCCUUGCCAGCCUUGGAAUUGGUUAAAGAAAGCUCCAUAAUGUCAAUUCUAAGGUGGAACUACAAGGCAAACAUGGAUAAGAUGAUGACUUCUGAUAAUGCGCAAGUUACACUGGCAAGUGGAUGUGAAGUGGCAUUCAUCUCUCUCUUGGAUGGUGAAAAUGAUUUCAGGAUUCCAGAAUCUCUGCCCUGUCUACAUGAUAAAGUUCUUGCAGCGGCUGCUGAUGCUGCCUUUAGUUUUUCUUCAAAUCAGAACAAAAAACAGGGUACAGCACCAGGGAUUCUUAGGGGUAUAGUCAAAGGCUUCAAAGGAGGAAAAGUGAAUACUUCUCCAACACCAGAAUCUGAUUUUUCUCAUUUGGAGAGAAAGUUUUUAAUGUCCCCGUUCUUGGACUCAACCCAGAAUGCUAUAAAUACGCAGGAAGAUGUGGAGCUUGAUAUAGAUGACAUUGAUAUAGAUGAAAUGCCACCUGUAACUAGCUCCUCAUCUCAUGAAGUUGUUAAUACAAAAGGAGAGAAGGAAACAGACAGAGAAAAACUGUUAGGUGCACCAGAUGAUCCAACGCCCAGACUUAGAACACCUCAAGAAAUUAUUGCUAAAUAUAGAAAAACUGGGGAUGCCUCUUCAGCAGCCGCACAUGCAAGAAAUAAACUUGUGGAAAGGCAGGAAAAGCUGGAGAGAAUCAGCAGGCGUACUGAAGAGCUGCAAAGUGGGGCUGAAAACUUUGCAUCAUUGGCAGAUGAGCUUGUCAAGGCAAUGGAAAAUCGAAAGUGGUGGCAGAUAUAAUGGGAUAUGAAUGGGGAUUAAUUAUCUUGAGAUUAGUUCUAUCAUGUUCAAUGUUACUUGAUCACUUUUGGGAACAGGAGACCUGAACCAAGAGGAUCUUUGAUGGCCAUUAUCAUUGCACACUAGCAACUUUCUGCAAAGCAUAUGAUCUGCUUAGUGGAAAAUUGAGGGUUGCGGCUUCGACAGACAACAGCAUUCAAGAGUUCACUGUUUCUGAUGUAAAGUAAAUAUAUGUUGCAGCUGCUUAAAUACGAUUCAUGCUGGUCCACAAUCAUAAAUUUCCUUUUAUGCAAUGCAUAUUGAAGAGUGAAUGUAAAAAAGGAUUGAUGUUGAUGAAGUAUAGAGGUGUAAAAUCUUUAUUUUUGAACAAUCUACUAUCCAUAUCAGUGAUGCAGAAUUUCCCGGCAGGUUACUACUGGUAUCAGAACGUUCCAUUAAUAACAAAGAAUGGUAAGCAGGAACUGUACCUGUAUGAACUUUGGGACCAUACCCUUUUUCAAAGAUUGAACCACAAAACAGAAUCAGAAAAGCUAGUGAACAAGAAAGCGACAAUUGCGUGUUUUAAAAUGAAUUAAAUUCAUUUAACUCACGUAUAAGACAUUUAAUUAAUCACGUCAAAUUCUUAAAGUCUAAAAAAAAAUCAACAACCAAUUAGCAAGUCGCAUUGGAUGUAGUAUAAAAUUUCAAAGAACAUAAAAACCAUGUGCAGCUAUGGCUAUUGACUCGAACUUUCACUAAACUAACAAAACGUAGAAGUUUGGAACUUAAGGGUGCCCAUUGUUGGCUUUGACCAAACAUUAUCUUGAGAAAGAAAUGCAAUUCCUCUUUCCUCUGAAUGGCAUGAAAUAAAAUAAUUAAUUACACCCAGGGAGAAAGUGCUUCAGAUUCACAUCAAAGAAUAGAAUUUUGUUGGUAAAACCACGUGAUCCAUGUCGUUUGUUCUUCAUGUCGUAUGAAAAUCUAAGACCGUUCACCCAUAGAUUUAGAUUUCCCACGAAGAAUGAAGAUACCCCAACAGGGGAAGCGAAUGGACAUCGUGGUCAUCCAACUUAAAACAUACUCGUUUAACAAAGCGUGCACGAUAUAAGCAUGCUGGUGCUUGUUCUUUCAAUCUUCGUGGCUGUGGUCCAUAUGGGCUUCAGUAGAAUACCGACCUGUCGAAGCUCAUGGGAAAAAUAAUGGUUAAUAUUUUUGUAUUUAAUAUUAUCCCACCACCAAGGAAAUUCCGUCCAUGACCAUGGAAGACAUGAAUGCAUGAACAGGUCCAAGUACAAUGGCUCUGUCAUACGUAUUGGAAAGGGAUUUCGCACGAAGCCCACCACAUGGGAAAAGUGCAACACGCUCCAAUGAGGUGGACUGCACCGGCCGAACCAUGACCCAAAGUCCACAAAUCUCAAAAAAAAAAAAAAAUUGGUGACAGGCUGACUCUCGCUCGUUCCUGCACCCCCUUCCUCCCUUCCUUUUUAACGGGGCAGAAAGUCCCGGUCUUUCCCUAACUCUCUCUCUUCUCAAGGAACAGAAACACUCACAAAUAUUGUGACCUGUUAUUGCUGAGGAGAGAGAACAUCAAAGAAUCGUGAGGUUGUUGUUCGAACAAGAUUGAUAGCAUCAAGAACUGUUUUUUUUUUCUCUCGCCUUAAAGUUGGCAACUUAUUCAGUAGUAUUCGGUUUCUGUUGCA